AUGAAGUUCUCCACCACCACUCUGGCUCUACUUUCGGCUCUAGUUGCCGCCGACUUUGACCCUAACCAGCCCUUUGGUCUGCAGGCCAUCAAGGACGGCUCCGACAUUGACUUUGCGUCGCUAUCCAUCGUCAACGGCGCCCUCUAUAUCAACAACAAGGGCUCUUUUUUCCAGCUCAAAGAUGGAGCCAUUGCCAGUGCCACGGGCCAGAAACUCGACUUUAGCAAGCAGGGUCCGGUCAAGACGGACGACUCCGGCUCUCAGGUGAAAAUCAACUCCGACUAUUCGGUCGAAAUCGACGGCAAAAAGCUCAAGGCGUGCUCGUACCAGGUCGGCUGGGCGGUUGAGGUCGAUUCGGACUGCCAGGGCGGCCAGGAGUUCCAAUUACGAGCUGUUCAGGCGGGUUCGAGUCAGGGAGAGGGAGACGGCCAGUCUCAGGAUCAGUCUCAGGAUCAGACACAGGAUCAGACUCAGUCUCAGUCUCAGUCUCAGUCUCAGUCUCAGUCUCAGUCUCAGUCUCAGCCUUCUGCCACAGGUAGUUCUGGCGACGGAUCCGACAGUUCAGGCUCUGGCUCUGGCUCUGACUCUGGCUCUGGCGCUGGCUCUGGCUCUGGCUCUCCUUCAGACCCUUCUUCCGUCUCUUCUCCUCAGCAAUCUCCUUCAGCUGGAGACUCGGGUUCUGGCUCAGGUUCGGGCUCGGGAACUGCUGCUGGCAUUGGAGCUGCUGGAGCUGCUGGAGCUGGUUCAGGCUCGGGUUCUGGUUCUGGUCCUGGUUCUGGUUCUGGGUCAAACGGCUCUGGAACCGGCUCCUCCCACCCCUGCGCCCAAUGCCCCGGAUGGAACGGACAGCCUCCUCAGAGCGGAGGAGCAAACGGCGGAAACGCCAGCCCCGGCAACCCCAACAAUGGCAACGCCAACAGUACCUCAAACACCCCUCCCGCUCAGGCCAACCCGGCUUCUGUCAAGUCCACAGCCUCAGGUCUUGUUGCUGCUGCCCUCGCCCUUUGUCUUCUUUUCUAG
Molecule: messenger RNA, 1020 nt
Organism: Yarrowia lipolytica CLIB122
Lineage: Eukaryota; Fungi; Ascomycota; Dipodascomycetes; Dipodascales
Source: RefSeq, a predicted model, not a curated record